Molecule: messenger RNA, 2101 nt
Organism: Mus caroli (Ryukyu mouse)
Lineage: Eukaryota; Metazoa; Chordata; Mammalia; Rodentia; Muridae
Gene: Reep1
Product: receptor accessory protein 1
Biological process (GO): endoplasmic reticulum tubular network organization
Cellular component (GO): endoplasmic reticulum tubular network; cytoplasmic microtubule; endoplasmic reticulum membrane
Molecular function (GO): microtubule binding; olfactory receptor binding
Source: RefSeq, a predicted model, not a curated record
GCGGGGCCGGGCCGGGCGGGUGCGCUCAGUCUGGUGGCGGCGGUGGUGCACGGACAGACAGACGUGUCGGGAGCGCAGGACCGCCCGCAGCCCAGCAAUCCGGGCCGCGCCCGCCCGCCCGCCCGCCAUGGUGUCGUGGAUCAUCUCCAGGCUGGUGGUGCUUAUAUUUGGCACCCUUUAUCCUGCAUAUUAUUCAUACAAGGCUGUGAAGUCCAAGGACAUUAAAGAAUAUGUCAAAUGGAUGAUGUAUUGGAUUAUAUUUGCCCUCUUCACCACGGCAGAGACGUUCACAGACAUCUUCCUUUGCUGGUUUCCAUUCUAUUAUGAACUAAAAAUAGCAUUUGUAGCCUGGCUGCUGUCUCCCUAUACAAAAGGAUCCAGCCUCCUGUACAGGAAGUUUGUUCAUCCCACAUUGUCUUCAAAAGAAAAGGAAAUCGAUGACUGCCUGGUCCAAGCAAAAGAUCGAAGCUAUGACGCCCUUGUGCACUUUGGGAAGCGGGGCUUGAAUGUGGCAGCCACAGCAGCUGUGAUGGCUGCCUCCAAGGUGGCUCGAAUCUUUCAUUUUGUCUCCUCCUUGGACCUCAGAGAAGGGCAGGGACAGGGUGCCUUGUCUGAGAGACUGCGGAGCUUCAGCAUGCAGGACCUCACCACCAUCAGGGGUGAUGGUGCUCCUGCUCCCUCGGGCCCUCCUCCACCAGGGACCGGGAGGUCCAGCGGCAAACACAGCCAGCCCAAGAUGUCCAGGAGUGCUUCUGAGAGUGCCGGCAGCUCAGUGUGUACCUGCUGCUCCACCUGCAGGACCCGGAAAGUGGUUGAGGGAGAUGUGAAUGAGGGUGGUGUGAAGUCAUGGGAGCCCCACCAGGUCCGAAACCCACUGGCGUUUUCUGACGAGGAGGAGGAGGACCUGUUGGAGUUCAUGUACAAGUAUAAGGCACCGAGGAGGACCGAGUUGCCCCUGGAGGCACCGCCUAGAACCCUGCGAUCCCGCUUCAGGAAGAAAAGUACCUCAUCCUCGGCCACUGAAACCACGUGAGAUGAGCCAACAGCCCCGGAUCCACACAUGUCUGUCUCCUCUGCCUUAAAGAGCUAGUCACUAGUACCAUGGAAGUCCGCAGGCUGGGUGUGCUUCGAGUGUGCAGCCCGCAGACAUGGCCUUUACUCGCUCCCCUCUUCUGCCUUUAAGACUCUUCUGUUCUUUCCUUUUUGUUCCUGCUGGGGAGAGGCUAAAGGGAAAAGGUGGUGGCGGAGGGUGACCUUUACAUCUUCUGGGGUUAGUGGUUUUCCCCAAUUGGAUUGUCAUUGUGGCCGCAGUGUUUUUAGAUCUAUAAGCACUCUUUCCAUGAUGCUGCUGAGAUGUACAUUUGUAAUUUGUUUGUUGCAUAGUUUUUAGUCCUGUAAAUGCAAACGACGUGAUCUUUUUUAAAAACCCUUUUGUUGUUCUUGGUAUUAAUACAUUGGACUAUGGUGUACAUAUUUACAGCUUUUGGCUUAAUGUAAUGAACUCGCAAGGGCUGCCAGAAGUUCUGGUGAGAGAGCUGCAAAAACAAAAAUGUAGACAAAUAUUUUAAUUCUAGGCAACGUCUCCAACUUCCUUACAAAGGCAGUGCCGGUAAUGCAUCCCUUCUCCUGCAGGAAGGCGGUGGUGUGCUUCUGGUGGCUGAGUGGUUGGUAGGGCAGAGCGGAGGCAGGAGUGCAGUGUUUUCCAGCAACAGGAAGAAAGUUGGUGGGCAUCAGGGAAGAGGAAGGAAGAGUACGGCUUCUUCAGUUCUGGGUCCCUGGCUGUCCUAACAGAUUUGUUGUGCUGUACCUAAUCUCACCCUUCCUGCCCUUUGGGGUCAAGAACAGACAGAAGCUUCCGAGCCUUCUGGGGAGUACUGGCCCUGCUUCAGGCAGGCCGGCUCACCCUUACUUAGCAAGAUCAGCUGCUGGCAGAAUUUUGAGUAUCUCAGAAGGGCUUGGCAAGAGUGUUUCUCCUUCAGGGACCAGCGCUGUGGCCGAUUUCUCCAGGAGAAGGAGCCUACAUCUGAGCACCUUGUUUUAGAGUACACGAGGCAAAAAGUCUAGCCGGGCGUGGUGGUGCACGCCUUUAAUCCCAGCACUG